AUGUCUGCAGCUGGCAAGAGAAAGAGAGAAGACGGACGCACGGCCUCCGUCUUCAUAUGCCACGCCAAACGGCACGUCGAAAAGAGGACCCCGCUGAUCAUCGUCGAGAACACGAAGUUCCUCCGCAUACAGAUGCUGCGGGCCAUGUUCGGCGAGCACUACACGUUGCACAUCCUUCACUGUAACACUGCAGCGGUGGGCCACGCUGGCUCCAGCCGUGACAGGGUGUACGUUAUUCUAGCCCACAAGCAGCGCACAUGCAUGCAGUAUGAGCCCCAGAAACUCUACGACAAUAUUGCCACAGCGAUCUCGGCCAGAGCGGCUACAGCUCCGAAGGACUACUUCGUGGCAACCAGCACAGAUAUCCGCCUGCAAGUAGAUGCAAUCUGCCGAAAGCGGAAGCUGACGGUGACCUCUGCCACCUGGGCUGUCGCAAAGAAGCUGCACCGAGAUGCGGCCAACGUGGACUGCAGCUUCGUCCUGAAUGACAGGGAAAAGAGAGUGGUGGCAGACCUCAACGAAGAGUACCGGAAGCGCUACAAUGCUGACCCCAACCUGGAUGACAACCUCGUCUACCACGUGGGAGACAGUGCUCAGUAUCGAACCUGGUCGGCGACCUCAAAUUCCUUGCCUACCUUGAAGCGUUGUUCUGGUCUUAUGUGGUCGCCGAAGCGGCGGCGGUGCAUGACUAGCCGCGAGCUGCUGGCGAGUUUGGGCUUCCCGGUGACACAGGCUACUGCAGAUGCCAUGAUGGUGCCGCAGUUUCCUACCCUAGAUCCUAGCAGAGCCUCUCAGAUUGCCGGGAAUGCUAUGAACUGGUUAAGUGUGCCGCCACUGGCAGAAGGAACUUCAAAGCAGCACCUUGCUGAUCCUGAUCUGACUCGCCAGGGCUCAUUUGCUGUGGCAGACGUAGCACUAGUGCACGUUGACAUAGGCGGCGUCGGUCCCGAUCUGGACCCGGAAGCAGAUGAAGACCUACCUCCUUCAAGCAAGGGCAAGAGAAACAAGCCAGCCGGUAAGAAAGCCCCAAAGACACCGGACAAUGAGGAGGAAGCGGAGGACGACAGAUCUUUGAGAGGAGCCAAAAAAAACGCCAAAGCAGCCCUCAAUCCCAAGAGAGUCACCAAGAAAGCCUUUUCUGAUGCUUCUACGGAUCCGGAGACAUCCGAUGACCAGAGGCCGUCGAGAAAAUCGAUCCAAACCGGAUCAAGACUCAGAGCCGCGAAGAGAGUCCUCAAGAAAACCGCACCCGUUGCAGAGGAGACCGAUGAAGAGGAGGAGGACGAGAAUAGUGAUGCCUCGGGUGCGCUCGCUAAGAACUGUCAUUUUGGAGACUGGCUGGCCGAGAUCGAGCCGAUUUUCCUGAACAAAUCUGUCUCGAAAAAAUUGGAUCGGGACACGCACUUCCUGCGUGUGAAGGCUGAGAUGCUACGAGCAUGCAAGAACGAGUACAUUCGCCGUGGCUCCCCUCUGAGCCACACGUGCUGGAAGCUUGGUUUCAGCGAGAUGCAGCCGCGGACGACCGUGCCUGACAUCGUUGCCUACAUGACAGCCAGGUGGGCAAAUGCAAAAGAUGAGGACGACCCUGGCCCUUUCGCGCAUGAACUCCCUGCCGCACCGCCAACGGUGACUGUGAUGCGCAUGCUGUGCCCCACCGUUCAUGUGAGUGACUGUGAUGCGCAUGCUGUGCCCCACUUCGCAGUAGCAUUCGACUUCAUUGCUCUGCUCUGGUUGCAGGAGCAGGGGACAGAGGCACCGGAGACAAAUGACCAUGAGAGCGAAGAGGAGCUCCCCCACACUGGGUACUGUAUCGAGAAGAGAAAGGUCAAGAAUAAGGGCACGAUGUGGUUCAUGCGCCAUGAGGAACUAAAGAAGAGUGUGGAGCUAGGCCCCGCGGAAGCCUCGUCGUGGGAAAUCUACGUGGAGGACGGCAUGGAGUACCUGGGACAGACGGACAUGGACGGCGAGGGGGACGAGUGCUGCCACGAGGUUUUCGCGCAGCUUCUGCAUGCUGAGAAGACUGCGAAAGUCGGUGCAUUGGCUGGGAAGCCAGCAGAAGAUGCGCGGGUGAAAGGAGCUGCUAACGAUUCGGUUCACAACGGUUCCAGCACCGCCGUACCCGAUGAGGACUUCGGAGAGGCUAAAGCUGCUUUCGCUUGCCUUUUGCAGGAGACGGCGGAGCCGCCACCCUUGAUGCCGUUUGUCUUCAGACAGGAUGGCAAGCAAUGGCUUUUGGACGCGCAACUGAUGCGGGAGCUGGCUUUGCCUGGCCCAGAGAAGCCCGAGGGCUCGGAUGCUUGGAAAGUGGGGCGGGAAGUCAUCGGUAACAAGACAAACUAUGUCCUCGGCUGCGACAAAGCUGCUGCCGGGCGUCAUUGUGAUGUCCUGCUGGCCAGCAGGAGGAGCAAGGACAUCGCUGAUCCCGCACGCUUGGAUGCAGCCAGGAAGCACAAGGAAAAGCACGAGGAGGAAGUGCGUCGUGUGGUGCAGCUGAAGGACCGCCUAGCGCAGAAGGCUCAGCGUGCAGCAGCAGAGGAGCGUGAACAGAAGGAGCAGGCAGCAGCAAAGGAGCGUGAAGAGAAAGAGCGCGCAGCAGCAGAGGAGCGUAAACAGAAGGAGCAGGCAGCAGCAAAGGAGCGUGAAGAGAAAGAGCGCGCAGCAGCAGAGGAGCGUGAAAAGAAGGAGCAGGCAGCAGCACAAGAAAAAGGGCGCGCCCCAUCGAACCACCAGGGAAUGAUGUCGAUGGUUCCGCCUGGCAUGUCUAUGACCCCAGAACAGAUGUCACUGUUCAGCACGAUGAUCACUUUCAUGUCUCAGCAAGCGCAGGGCUCAGGAACCGCAGUUCAUCAGGCCACGGAGAAGGACGAGCGUGCGAAGCGUGAGGCAGAGGAGAAGGCUGAACGCGAGGCCAAGGAGAAGGAAGUGCUCGCAAAGCGUGAGGCACAGGAGAAGGCUGAUCGCGAGGCACGGGAGAAGGAAGAGUUCGCAAAGCGUGAGGCUAAGGAGAAGGCUGAACGCGAGGCCAAGGAGAAGGAAGAGCUCGCAAAGCGUGAGGCUGAGGAGAAGGCUGAACGCGAGGCCAAGGACAAUGAGAAGGAAGUGCUCGCAAAGCCUGAGGCGCAGGAGAAGGCUGAUCGCGAGGCACAGGAGAAGGAAGAGCUCGCAAAGCGUGAGGCUGAGGAGAAGGCUGAACGCGAGGCCAAGGAGAAGGAAGAGCUCGCAAAGCGUGAGGCACAGGAGAAGGCUGAUCGCGAGGCACAGGGGUUGGCUGCAGGUCGCAAGGAGAAGGAAGAGUGUGCAAAGCCUGCGGGACAGAACGCAGAGAAGGAAGAUCGUGCAAAGUGUGCGUCGGAAGAGCGCGAGGCAAAGCCAAAGCGUGCCAAGAAAGGAUCGCUGUCGCCGUCCCUGGCGAGCAAUCAUUGUGACCUAGUCCUGAAAAAGGUCUUCGAGGAGCAGCUGGAUGGAUCUAGCGCCUGGAGGCUAGACCACCCGCCCUUGGUGACCAACAAAGAAAGCAACCUCUUCUUUGCCUGGCCCCCACUCUUCCGUGCGUCUGAUGGCUGUGUGAUCCUCAAGACAGUGAACCACAUCCUGAGUAUGAUGGCCAACAAGGACCUUGCGUACUUUGCCGUCCCGCCCUCCAAGGUUCUGACACCAGGAAAAGAAGACCUCGCGAGUGUCGAGGUCACGCCUGUGGAAGAGAUGCCGAUUCUGAAGCUAGUUGCAGAUGACGAAGGCGUGCAGCACAAGGCUUUCAACUACGCCUGGGAAAAAUUGCACCUCCGCGGAUACUCGGAAUCGGAAGCAUCCCAUCCAGCAUGGAAUGCAUUCCGCAAAGCAAUCACCUCGGCCUCCUUGGUGAUACCCAUGAUGAAAUUAUAUCUCGGCUUAUCAUCGGCUUAUCCUGGAGUCCUUGACCUGUUUCCCAAGACCUGUCUUCGAAACAUGUCGCAGAACUCCCCGCUUGCAAGCGAUCGUUCUAUGGCCACAUCAUCCACUCCGCGGAUUGGCCAGAAACAAGGGUCGGUCAUCGAUAUCACUACACCGGAAAAGCCGCCUAUGGCCACAUCAGACACUCCGCGGAUUGGCCAGAAACAAGGGUCGGUCAUCGAUAUCACUACACCGGAAAAGCCGCCUAUGGCCACAUCAGACACUCCGCGGAUUGGCCAGAAACGCGGGUCGAUCAUCAUUACACCGGAGACGAAGCCGCCUCCAAGCACGCCGCCCCCGGUGAAGAGACUGCGGCGUGAAAUGCAGACCUUGUUGGACUCGCCGGUUACUCCCUUGCACAAGCGUAAUUUCGACCAUGGCGCCUGGAAAAGCGGUGACAAGCUCGAAGCGAAACGAGACGCUUUCGAGAGUUAUUUGGAAUCGCAACCUGCUGAGUACUUCGAGUCCUUCGCCGAGCGCGUCGCCAACGACCGUGGAGAACUCCUGGAUCCUGAUCUUCACGUUGCAGACUGUAUGACAGACUGGAUGAACACACGUGCUCUCCGGAACAGGGGCCAGUACGCAGUGAAACAGAAAGCUUGGUUCGGAUUGCAGAGUUGCCUGCGAGAUCUGCUGUUCGACUGGACCGUCCAAGAAGUGAAGGCCCCAAGCACAUGGCAUGAGAACACUUUAUCAUUUCAAGGGAAGGAAAUCUAUGCCAUCUUCAACAAAAAGGGCCCCACAAAAAUGAUUGCUGGAUUCAUGGCAGAUCCGUACCUGCAAGAGGUGGCUCAACUGAUCGUGCAUAUCUCGCAGCCUUUGGAGGACGCCUACUACAAAGCUUUGGAGGCUGCGUCCCGUGGGUGGCACGUUCAAGCCAAGUUUGCCGCAGAUCGGUCGCUGGGACAGUACAUCAGAACUGUGCACGAUUCGCUUGCGACGGUGCAAAAAGAGUCGUCGGGUUUGCAUCGCGCUUUGCGCCUGACACGCGCCACUCGUCGAACACCGCCUCAGGAUUUGCCGGCCUGGGCACAGAAGGAGUUGGAGUUGCUGCGCACAUGCAACAAGUUCGCAUUUUGCCUGGCAUCGAAUGUCUGGUGGAGCAACGCUCACUACAGCAUGGCUAUGCCUGAUUUGCUGGCCACUGUGAAUUGCCAAGACUCCGUGGAGCUCAGGUCUGCGAUGGCCCACAUAAAGACCCUGAUCUCAGCAAUUGUGGAUGCUGAGCGGCACGACAGCCAGGAUGCAGCAUGGACUGCACUGAUGGGCGACCUCGGGUGGCACAAGCAACAGCUGGCACGUGAAAGCAUGGCGCUGCUUAUCCAGUCAGGGUAUGAUGCCUCGACACCUGACCUCAAGAAGAUUGCCAAAAGGCUGUUUAUGGGGUCGGCCAGCACGAAAGACACCCUAGAAUCGACCUUCGCAUUCUUGCACCGCAAAGCUGCCACGCACUCUACAAACUUCAAAAUUUCCGACCCAUGUAAAUACCUUUACGCAGUGGUGUCGCCGUACGCAGAGACGGGAGGCUGUCCUCAGUUGUUGCCUGACCGAUCGGACUUUGACACUGUGCUUGGUCCGGCCGGCAUUCCCGAUCGUGAAUACGCUGCUCAGCAUUUGUUUUCGAUGAAGAACACAAUUCUUCCAAAGCCAAGUGUGUUGCAUCGGCCGAAGGACAUCAAGGGCUCCAAGUGGCGGAAUUCUGGACCACUGGCGCAACAGCGAUCCGCCGCUGCUGCAGCCUAUCUUGUCCGUGACAAGGACACCCGCUGGUCCAACGUGGACCUUUGCUGGAUUGGAGCCUUGUUCAAGUUGGGCAGUGUCUUCCGGAACGAGACAGAUGGGCAACACAUCCUCUCCUUGGGAUUCAGAAGAUGGGCUGCAGUCGGCUAUCCUUUGCAGAAAGUCACCCACGACGAGCAGGACUACCUCGUUUUGCAGCCGGUGCCGCAGAAGCACGCCUCGCAACAUGUGGUUUGGUUGACUUGCUUCGACUUACGAGGCCCAUGGAAACUGAUCCCCUGUGAGCCAGCCUUGCGUGCUUUCCUGCCGGCAGAGUUACUCAGCAGACAGUUGGCAUCGCCUCUGCGCAUCGUGAACGCGGAGGGGCUGCCAUUCCUGGAAGGUGGUCUUCGGGAGGGCGUAUUUCUCACUGUUGCAGAUUUGAAACAACUGUGCGCGAUGUUGGAGAUUGAUCUCCCAACGACAGGGUCUGGGAGAAAGAAGCGUGUCCUCAAGGCGGACAUCGCCCACAAGCUCAUCGGCACGCUCUUUCCGGAGGAAGAUCCUGCAGAGGUGAAGCGCAUGGUUGCUGCCAUGUGUUUCAAUCACUCUCGGACUUUGUCAGAAAAUGAGGAAAACAUUCUCAAGUGCGUGUCAGAGUUAGCAGAGGAGGACAGAGAGUGCCAUGAGUUCAAGAAGAUUGCGAUGUUGGCAAGAACCAAGCUACAAGAGCAAGAUCGCAAGCGUGCAGUCAAGCAGGCACGCACGCAAGCUGCAGAGGCUGCACAGCCUUCGAAUCCCGAAGCUCAGGCAGCUGCCGCAGCUCAGCCGCAGCCAAGGGAGGCCGCUGAGCGCAGAGAGCGCGCAGCGGAAGCAGCUCCACGGCAGCCCGGGCAAACUCCGAGCUGCUUGAAGGACCUGCUUCGCAGUUCCACAAUGCAGCAGGAGGCGACGAUCCUGAAGAACUCGGCGUACGGCUACAAAGCGAUGUACCCUAUUGAUGAUCCGACGCUGCAAGACAGCUUUCAACGCAAGUGGCCUACCACGGCGAACCCUGAAGAAGCAGACGCUUUGCUGGCAGUGUUGACCUUCAUCUACAACCGAUACAACGCCAAGCACCCGGAGGAGACAGUCGAGCGUGGAUCUGUGACUGGUCGACGCAACUCAGCUCUGGCUGCGAGGCGUGCUAGUCGUGUGGAACGUCGAAUGUCAAAGCUCCAUCUCCCAGAUGAAGAUACAGCUGACAUUGCUUCGACAUCUAUGCCGGUGGGAAAAUUCAGAAGUAUUCGCCGAAUGUCAAGUCAUGCUGCCAAUGUCGACGAGCCCUCUCCAAGCCAUUCCAAGCUGAGGGCGAGCGAGCGACUCCAGCGUGAGGUCGAGAUUACGUACCCGACAUUGAUGCCGCUGUGGCCUGCUUUCGAAGAGCUCGAAUUCCAGCCGCACCUGCAGGCCAAGCGGAAGCAUCGGAGGCGCUCUAUCCUUCACUCUGCCACAGUACCCGGCCUGGGAGGAGAAGACGACAAGCACCACCACCGGCGUGAGUCACUGCCCCAGCAGCCGCGCUUCUCUAUCGCUCCAGGCCUGCCACCACAAAUCUCGUUCGACGAGAACACUGGGAUUAUUAGAGGCUGUCCUCUGAUGGAGCACGUGGCGGGGUGCACCUACACGAUCUCAGUCUGGGAUCGCACCAGCAGUGAGGAGGCACUGGGCAAAUGCUCGGUGGCCUUCGCUGUCGCUCCUGCUGAGGUUGCAAAGCUGUGCAAUGCGGCCUUUGCUCAGGACGCGACAAGCUCCAAAGAGGCGCAUGCUGGCUAUCCGUCCACGUCCACGUCGUCUCUGGCGGCAGAUCCUGCGACCCCUUCGACCAGGGGAGAGGAGAUCCAAAGUCCGAAGCCUGCGAGCAUCCCAAGUCGUGGACUCGACGUUCCCAAAAGGUCGCCCCUGGCCCGCGUGCAGCCGGUGCACUCUGCCAGGCCGUGGAUGACUCCGUACGAGUCGCUGAAGACACCUUGGCAGAAACCUUCGAGACAAGCGGGCGUCAUCUGCCUUGGGCCGCCACUCAAGGACCGCGUGACGCCGUCUGCACAUGGGCAGCCUGGAAGCAAAGGUCGAUCCGUUCUGCCUCCCGUGCAUCUCUCCACUCCGCGUGGUGGCGGACCGCGGAUCUGA
This is a messenger RNA of Symbiodinium sp. CCMP2592, 7818 nucleotides long. The record is from the annotation of a GenBank genome assembly. Lineage: Eukaryota; Dinophyceae; Suessiales; Symbiodiniaceae.